AUGUACAUUCAUGCGCUAAAAACCCAAAAAACUGGUAGGAAGAAAUUUUCUGUGUUUGUAGGUCUUAGUGCUGGUAAAAGGAGGAAGAGUACCUCAAAACAAGUUGUAACCCACAACAGCAAAAACAAUAACAAAUACGUCAACUUAGAGCAAGUGUUCGAGGAUUCAAAAAGUCGAAGUGUUAAUAAAUUGAUUGUACCUGAUAUAAUUAGAGCUAAGUCAACCCAUUUUACACUGAUUCCAAAGGAUGUCAUAGCAGAAUCUGUAGUUCCCGAACCUGAUCCAAACACAAAUGAACCGGUAUCACAUCCUCCUGAAUUGGCCUUUCAAUUAAACAAAAUAUUGUACCAACCAACUACUCUUCAUUUACUACAAGAUCAAAGAUCUGGCGUGUAUAACUUUGAUCCAAAGCUCGAGAAGAUUACUCCAAAUUUUUUGAAAUGUCGAGUUUUUAGCAAUGACAAAAGGGUACCUUUCUUCCUAACUCCACACAAGGAUAGCAGCCUACUAGCAGUUGCUAAAAAAUUCGACAAACGGUAUGUCUCUUCCACAAGUUCAAUGACCUCGAUUUUAUCGCAGCUACAUUUUCUUGUUUCGAACUUCAGGAAAUUAAAUAUUACUGACUCUUCCAUUUCGAAGAACUUUCCUCAAAAACAAUGUGAUUUUACCACUGCUGCACAAUUCCCAGCGUCAAUAAUUCUACGAAAAAAGCCAGAUGGAAUAAUAUCAAUCGACUCAGAUAAAACAUUAGAUAGAGAAAUUAUUUUAUCGAUCUUGGGUCAUUCAUUGGAAGAUUUUUUGACGAAGAAAAGAGAAAAUGACAAGAAUGCCUCUUAUCAUUAUAUGAAGAUUGAUGCUUUCAUGCUGAGGUCGCAAUUGGAUGCUUAUGAUUCCAAACUUCCUGGUUCAGGAAUUUUUGAUUUGAAAACUAGAGCUGUUACGGCAAUAAGGCACGACUUAUCCUAUGUAGAAAGUAAUAACAAUUUCACAGGAUAUGAGAUAGAUAAAGUAUACGGAAAGUUUGAGUCCUUAGAGCGAGAGUAUUUUGAACUAAUCAGAUCAACCCUUCUCAAAUAUGCUCUACAGGCCAGAAUUGGCAAUAUGGACGGUAUUUUCGUUGCUUAUCACAAUAUAUCAAAAAUGUUUGGUUUCCAGUAUUUACCAUUGGAGGAGCUGGAUUAUAUUAUACACUCUAGUAUCGAUUCAAAUUUCGCACAUAGACUUAAUAGAAAAGAAUCGGACCUUAAAAUGAUAUUUGGAGAUCUUGGUUACAUUUUACAUUAUCAAAGAAAGGAGAGGGAGAUUGCCAGUAAAAUUGCAGCUACUGAGUUUAAAAUUUCUCUAAUGUUAUUGAAACAUAUCCUUUCUUAUAUUGAAAAGCAGUUUGACAAUAAAUUUCACCCCUCUGACACUUGGAAUAACUGCAAAGUAAUGAUAAAGACAGAGAAAGCAAAGAGAAAAAUGCGUAAUGGUCAAAUUAUACAUUACCCUGUCCUCAAGGUAAUUGCAGUACCUCUUGCAAGUGACUACGAAGAUCAGCAAAUAAUCUCAUCUGGCUCUACAAAUGACAUGAUCGUUGAUCAAAUUCAGCAGUACAAUGCCAAAAUCAGGAAAGAUGCAACCUCCAGAUUUUUCAAAGAGAAGGCAGUGGGCCUGGAGAUUAGAUUAUUACAUAAAUUAGCGCAUCAUCCUGAUGCAUCGAAACUUCCUUCAUUUUUGAUUUCGAAUAAAGAACUUCUUACGACCGAACAGAUAGAGCGUAUAAAGGAUAUCCUGAGUAAAAAUUAUUAUCCAACUGUUCCAACACAUAAAUCUCCAAAUUUUUUUGAUCCCAGCGACAUCGAUAUGUGGGAAGUGAAUGUGACGAUGACACCAAUAGAUAAUUUACAAGAGCUACAAGACAUUUAUAUUCAAUAUAAUACGACCAAAACUAAGGCUCUUGAAAGCCAAAGUCUUGUUGUUGAUAGAUUUUCAGAUUUAAAUCAAGUAUCCACAAUCGACAAAGAAAUUACAGAAAUAUUACGGAAUCUGAGCCAUUCGAAGAAACUGGAAAACGAGCCAAGUAAAUAUCAAGGUGUAUUGCGGGCUUAUUCGUUAAAGGGCCUCAGAAGAACAAAAAAAAAUUCGAAGCAAAAAAUUAUGUGGAAUGACUGA
Molecule: messenger RNA, 2154 nt
Organism: Kazachstania africana CBS 2517
Lineage: Eukaryota; Fungi; Ascomycota; Saccharomycetes; Saccharomycetales; Saccharomycetaceae
Gene: PET127
Product: Pet127p
Exons: 1
Coding region: 1-2154 (717 amino acids)
Biological process (GO): mitochondrial RNA 5'-end processing
Cellular component (GO): mitochondrion; mitochondrial envelope
Source: RefSeq, a predicted model, not a curated record